CGUGCGCCGCGCCCCCUGUCAGAGGCAGCCAUUGUUCAGCGGGUCGCGCCGGCUGUACAGCAGCCGGGCAGGUCCUUCUCCUCCUCUCCAAGUCCCUGCCGCUCCUUAAAGCUCGGAGAGGAGGGCCAGUCCCUGGGUCUGUGCACUCUGAGGUUCUCAGGUGAAAGCCACCAUGAGCAAACGGAAAGCACCACAGGAGACUCUCAACGGGGGAAUCACCGACAUGCUCACAGAACUCGCAAACUUUGAGAAGAACGUGAACCAGGCGAUCCACAAAUACAAUGCUUACAGAAAAGCAGCAUCUGUGAUAGCAAAGUACCCACAGAAAAUCAAGAGUGGAGCAGAAGCUAAGAAAUUGCCCGGAGUAGGAACAAAAAUUGCUGAAAAGAUUGAUGAGUUUUUGGCAACUGGAAAAUUGCGUAAACUGGAAAAGAUUCGGCAGGAUGAUACAAGCUCAUCCAUCAAUUUCCUGACCCGCGUUACUGGCAUUGGUCCAUCUGCUGCAAGGAAGUUUGUAGAUGAAGGAAUUAAAACAUUAGAAGAUCUCAGAAAAAAUGAAGAUAAAUUGAACCAUCAUCAGCGAAUUGGACUGAAAUAUUUUGAGGACUUUGAAAAAAGAAUUCCUCGUGAAGAGAUGUUACAAAUGCAAGAAAUUGUACUAAAUGAAGUUAAAAAAGUGGAUUCUGAAUACAUUGCUACAGUCUGUGGCAGUUUUAGGAGAGGUGCCGAGUCCAGUGGUGACAUGGAUGUUCUUCUGACCCACCCAAGUUUUACCUCUGAAUCAAAUAAACAGCCAAAGUUGUUACAUCGUGUUGUGGAGCAGUUACAAAAGGUCUAUUUUAUUACAGAUACUCUGUCUAAAGGUGAAACAAAAUUCAUGGGUGUUUGCCAGCUUCCCAGUAAAAAUGAUGGAAAGGAAUAUCCACACAGAAGAAUUGAUAUCAGGUUGAUACCCAAGGAUCAAUAUUACUGUGGUGUUCUGUAUUUCACUGGGAGCGAUAUUUUCAAUAAGAACAUGAGAGCUCAUGCCCUAGAAAAGGGCUUCACCAUCAACGAGUACUCGAUCCGUCCUUUAGGAGUCACCGGAGUUGCUGGAGAGCCCCUGCCGGUGGAUAGUGAGAAAGAUAUCUUUGACUACAUCCAGUGGAAGUACCGAGAACCCAAGGACCGGAGUGAAUGAGGCCUGUCCUCCCUCCCAGGCACAGCCCCACAGGAGUCUUAAUUUAUUUCUUACCCUUUGUGCGAUGUGAGGGUCUUUGGUGUUUUUAAAUGAUUGUUUCUUCUUCAUGCUUGAGCCUGCACCGUACUCAAUAAAACCUCCUGUACCAUUAUCA
Messenger RNA from Phyllostomus discolor (pale spear-nosed bat), 1334 nucleotides. RefSeq names its product DNA polymerase beta (gene POLB). Gene Ontology annotation, biological process: double-strand break repair via nonhomologous end joining. Gene Ontology annotation, molecular function: DNA-directed DNA polymerase activity; DNA binding. Bases 173 to 1180 code for a protein of 335 amino acids. Lineage: Eukaryota; Metazoa; Chordata; Mammalia; Chiroptera; Phyllostomidae. The record is from RefSeq and is a predicted model, not a curated record. The transcript is spliced from 14 exons. Gene Ontology annotation, cellular component: nucleus.